GCUAUAUUGAAAUGCUGCAUAAUAAUGAUAAAAAUUCGAAAGACAUGGUGUAAAUCUUUCAAUGGGAUAUUCUUAAAAGUAUAUUUUAACUUAGCUGGACAUGUCCGUUUUGUCCAGGAAAACAUACGUUUGGGUAAGGAAAGAACAUAAGUUGUGGUUGAAGUAGGGGGUAAAACAGCAAAUUGCAAAGCAAAAUGGCUGCGUGCAGGACCGUGACGUCGGUGGCCUGGACGACAAAAUAAUGACUUGAGCCCUUUAUUCUCCUCCAAUUUAUUCAGUUUAACGAGGGUCAUUAGCGUGAGAACCCAGUAUGAUAAAGCCACAGCUGGUCCACAGCGACUCUGAACAGAGUUCAAACUCUGACCAAGAGGAGCUCCAGGGCCCGUCCACCACCGGCCGUAGGACCACCCGGUACACGGGAACGCGGAAGGGUCGGGAAGACGACGCAAAGAGUCCCGAGACGCUGAUUACAGACUACCCCAUCAAGCCCGACAUUACCAUCCAGUGCGAACAGUGCAGGAACUUCAUGGAUAUUCGGGACUUCAGCGAGCACAGGACAUUCCAUAAGGCGUUGAAGAUGUACGGAUAUCAAGGGGACGCCGACCCAAAUAGCCUGGAAGAGCUGAUCGAAAGGAGAAAAAGACUGCUAAAGAGGCUGACGUCUGAGGCUACUCCGGAGAAACCCAUCUCACAGGACAAGUUACGUAAAAUCAACGAUGCGUACGAACUGCUGAAAUCGGACUUGGAGGGUACGUUUGAAGUCUUCCGCCAAAUCCGUGAAGACAUCCAGGUCGACAUAGAGGGCAUCGCACUCAACUGUAGUGCUCUGUGUGCAAGGGCUGUUGGGAUAUGUGCAGACGCAAAUCCCAGAUGGCGCACAUCGAUGGAAGACUUUGGCGUUUUUCAGAACCACUUUGGCGAAGAUCCGAACAAGACAUUUUUCGCUCUCUAUGAUGGACACCACGGACCGUUUGCAGCAGAGGUUGCCUCUGAUGAACUACACCGAUAUCUCAUAGAGGAGGUGGCCAAGUUUGAUCCGGAUGUCGUCUACGAUCGCCCAGAGGACCUGCAACACCCCGAAGACUACUUGAACUUGACAGAAAAAGAUGAGCCAGCAGUGACAUAUCGUAGCGUCAACCAAGAUGGCGAAACAGCUCGGUCUACAAAAACAGGUGAACAGGCCACGGUACCCAGUGAUCCGUACACGGAGGACGUAGCGACAGCGUUCAGACGGGCACACCAGCAGACGGACUGGGUCCUGACUCGAGGGAGAGACGAGCAGUCCCGCGUACGGUGGAGUGGGUGUUCCACGCUCACGUGCCUCGUACAGAGCACCAACAUGGAGGAGGUGUCAGACGAUGAAACGGACGAGGUGAAGACGACCAGAACAAAUCCUUCAUCUGUGGAAAAGGACCUGCCACAGGAGAAAGGGGUCCUCUAUGUUGCUAAUGCAGGAAACACCCACGCUGUGUUGUGCCGCGAUGGAAAAACCUAUCGCAUCACCAAAGACCACACCACGUCCAACCCUCACGAGCGCAGCCGCGUCGUACGCACCGGGGGCACCAUCACCGGCAGCAAGAAACACGGACGCAUCUUCGGCACCAUGGCAACGACCAGGGGGCUUGGUAACCAUGGCGAUAUAAACAUAAAAAAAUGUGUGCUGAACGAGCCAUUCACGACAUGCGUCUCUAUAGACCAGUACGCGCAGUUCCUGAUUCUUGCGUCUAACGGAGUUUGGGAGGUUCUCUCUGACAAGGAGGCAGUUUCCCUACUCCUACAGAUGGUGCCCGGUCAGGAGAUCCCGCCCCCGAGCGACCAGCCCCCCAUCUCCAUACACGGCGGCAGUCGCUGGAACGGGCAGAGUUCUUUUGCUGGGAGCAACAGGCCGAUGAUAGGAGACAACCAUGCUCUGAACAGGGGAGGGGGGAAGACCGAACGAUCACAGAAAGGCAAAGCGAGGGCACAGACUGCACUGUCAGUCAAACUACACACACCACGGGACGUCGAGAAGACAGCAGAGAGAGAAAAUGAGGGAAAGAGAGAUGAGAAAAAGGAUGAAAAGAAGGAGAGCGCAAAACUAGAGGAAAAACUGGAUAUUGUGAGUAAAUCUCUCGAGCAAGGACAGGAUCAGGAAAAAUUUGAUGACGAAGAAGUAGAAGUCGGUAGUGUCAUAUCUGAAAACAUUAAGAUUCUCGAAGCUGAUUUUGGUGACCAGAAGUCAGAAGCGGACUCCCAGAAACCUGUCCAACACAACUACCCAGCCAUCUACACCCAGUCAGAGCUGACCAGUAUGCCCACUAAGAGGGAGUUGUACUGUAACCUGGCUAAACUCAUGGCUGAGAGACUGGUGCAGAGCGCCCUACUGGCAGGGUCCAGGGACAAUAUCACUGUCAUGGUCGUGCUACUACCUGGCUGCAAGAUUUGAACUACAAGAACUUCUAUUGAACUUUGGCUGGGUAAAAAUGUUGCACUGAGAUGCUUGUACAGUGUACUAUAACAUGAUAGUUAUAAAUGCACAAUGAGUAUUAGAAAUUCCCACCCUGACAUACAAAUUAUGCAAGAACAUUAACAAUAUAAUUACAGGUACUUUUGAAAGAUAGACAUUAACUACUUACAUUUUUGUUAACAAGAUAACUUUCUGAAUAAAGUUGAACUGUACUUUC
Molecule: messenger RNA, 2663 nt
Organism: Branchiostoma floridae (Florida lancelet)
Lineage: Eukaryota; Metazoa; Chordata; Leptocardii; Amphioxiformes; Branchiostomatidae
Product: protein phosphatase 2C-like domain-containing protein 1
Exons: 3
Coding region: 311-2425 (704 amino acids)
Biological process (GO): protein dephosphorylation
Molecular function (GO): protein serine/threonine phosphatase activity
Source: RefSeq, a predicted model, not a curated record